CAUCGCCAAGUCCAUGAGCCGGCUGUCGGGGCGUCUGCGCUCGGGCGGUGUGCGUCUCGGCUGCGGGCUGCUCACUGAGGACGACUGCCUGGAGCUGGAAGGCCCGGCGGGCUGGGGGGGCGAUGGGGGCCACGCGGGGGCCGCCGGGGACGCCCCCGCCACUGCCGCUUCGGGGGCCUCCCUCCACUACAGCUUCUUCUCGUCCCCCUCCCUGGCAAACGGGCUGCGCAGCCCGGAGGACCGGCUGCACAGGAGGCCGCGCAUCGGGGCCAGGAGGAGGCGGCAGUCGGAGCAGCUGGAGCAGCUGGAGCAGCUGGAGCAGCCGGAGCAGACUGAGGCCACACAGCAGUUGGAGCAGCUUCCGCAGACAUGCCCCGACCUGCAGAUGCAAGGGCAGGUGGACGCAGACUCCUCCUCGGUAACAAACGAGCUGGGUGUGGUCUCCCCGGAGAUUCUCACAGGAGCCCCCCACCCCGAGGCCUACCCGGCCUCAACGCAGCCACACGCCCCUCCUUACUUCCCCCCCGCCCCCCUCACCCCUCCUGAAAGGGACCUGGACACUCAGGCUGGCCCCAUCCCCGGAGCUUCGCCCCCGAUCCCCACCCCUAUCCCUAACCCGGUCCCCGUCCCAGUCCCGGCCCCCCCGCCCACCCCCGAGAGGAGCUGGAGAGGAGAGGGGUUCAGUGUGGGGGUCGGGGAGGUGUCCCUCCUUCCAGAGGGGGCCUCCGUGUCCGGUGAGCUCCGACCCAUGUCCCAGUCCGUUUCGGAGCCCGGGGUGCAGACGUCAGGCGCUGAGCCAUCCCGGGAGGCCCCCAGUCCCCCCUCUUCCCGCGGCCGCCGGAGGGGGAGAUGCGUGGGCGUGCGAAAGAUCGUGGUGAAAGUACCUCGCAUCCCUGUCAGCUUGAGCCGACGCCAAAAAAGCUACAAGAUCUCGUCCCUGGAGCCCCCCGCGCCACCGUUAGGUCAGGAAGGGGGCAGGGGGCCCGGGGGGGAGGGCGGGGAGGGGGCGGGCGGAGGUGAGAGCGGAGGGGCGGCCCCUCGCGAGCCCACCGCGCUGCUGAAGAUGAAGAAUAACGGAAAGAGCGUCAUGGUGAUGUUCCCUCCGGGAGAGCUGCCGGUCAUUCUCAAACGGCGGCGGGGACGCCCGCCCAAGCAGGUCCUGCCGGGCCAGCCGGACCCCCGCGAGGCCCGGGCCAACGCCGCAGCUGCCGCCUCCGGCGAGCCCAAGAAGCAGCGCCGCCGCCGGCGGGUCAAGCUGCCCUCCCCGCAGCCCUGCUACGUGGCCGACACCAAUGACGUGAAGGCAGAGUACGGGGACGUCCUGUCCAAGCUGGCCUUCCUGAACCGGCAGCCCCCAGCCACGGGGCGGUGCUCGCCACCCCGCUGCUGGACCCCCAGUGAGCCCGAAACCUUCCACAUGCCGCUGGAAAACCCGGGGAUCUCCACACUGCUGCACAGGCUGACGGGGUUCCGGCGGAGGGGAGGCCGGGCAGGGUGCGCGGGGGCCCGGGGGGGUGGGGCCAUAGGCUCCAGUGAGGCCUUCAAGAUCUCCUUCAGCGACUUCUUCGAGACCAUCGGGAAGAAGCGGAAAGCGCCCCCCUCUGAGCCCGGGCAGCCCCGCAAACGGGGGAAAGGGGCGUCUGCGGGGCUGAGCAGGGCGGCUCUUCUUGGGACGGAGUCGGGCAGCCUCGCCCCGGGCGAGAAGGCCGUCCGAAAGCGCCGCUCGCGUAAGAACGGGGUGAUGAAGCAGGGACAGCAGGAGCAGGAUGGGGCCAAUGGUGGCGGCUGGGGGGUGAAAGGGGGGGGCCGGGAGGGUCUGAACGACAGGGAGAGGGGGCCGGGGUACCAGGGUUGUGGGUCCCCCAGGGGGGGCUUUACCUCUUGUGACAUGGGAAAGGGGGGCUUCUACCCCAGCCCAGGAGCUAGUGGAGGAGCGGGUGGUGGAGACGAGGCCCAGGGGCUUUUCGCAGGGUAUUUCCGCUCCCUUUUGGACUCUGAUGACUCCUCCGACCUGCUGGACAUCUCUCUCUCCAGCCCCGCCUCUCGCCCCGACUCCCGCAAGCUGGGGCCAGGGUACGAAUCCAACAGCCCAGCCCCCGGGCAGCGCUGGUCCCCCGCCUUCCCCAAGAGGACCCCCAAGGGACCUAGUCCCGCCAACGACGCGCCCCUUCAGCCACAAUCCAACACCCCCGCCCGGCCCCCUUACAGCUACAGCCUGUCUCAGACGUCCCCAACCACCUCCUUCCAAAAAUCCGCAACCCCCGCACUUUCUCUGUCCCGGUCUCCUAGCUCGCCGCACCCCUCCUCCUCCAGUUUCCCCCAGUACCCCUCUGGCUAUAGCAGCGGGCAGCCAGCCGGGGGAGCCAGCACUGCCCCCCAACAGCAGAGACUGAGUGACUGCAGCUACCCCUACGGUGCAGGACUCAGCAGCGGCAAGGCGACCCCAGCCUCCCCCGCAGGGCAGUGCCACAUGGGCUAUUCCAGCUUCCAGAGUGCUCAGGCUAAGAGGGGCUACAGCGGCUACCCAGGAUCGGCCCACUGUGCGGCAAUGACAGGGCCAGCCUCUCCAAGCGGUAGUUAUAUGGCUAUGGCAAAAAGUAGCCCCUUCCCUUCCUCCUCUCCCCCGGAAAGCUGCAGGCAGUACCCCUCCUCUCAGUGGGGGUACAGGCAGGGGUACCAGAGUUGGGGUGCUGACACCUUUGGGCCACACCAGUACCAUGGGUAUGAGUACAACACCAGCGGCGGCAAUGAGUCCAAAGACAUCUUGGACAUUUCAAACUACACACCCCAGAAGGCCAAGCAGCGGUCCUUUUCCGAGACCUUUUCCGAAUCCUCCUCUGACUCCUCGCACCUGGGGCCAGCGGGGGCUGGCAUGGGGGGAGGGGGGAGCGGGGGGUACAGACCUCGGGACAACCCACCCUCAGUGGAGGUGCAGUCCAGUCUGUCCAGCCUGGAGAAGCUGAUGCUGGACUGGCAUGAGAGCUCGGCCGGCUCCUCCUACAACUGGAGCCAGAACGUCCUCUUUCAGGGGGGGUCGAAGCCGGGGAGGGGCCGGAGGAAACGGGCCGACCCCCAGGGGGAGAGGGAAAGCUGUUCCCUGAGUUUCCCGCCGGCUUCGCCCUCCAGCUCCCCCUCGCCCGGGCCCGGCUCCAAACGUAGCCCAAUGACUGCCCGACAGGCACGGGGCCCGCGAGGCAGGGGGGGCUACUCCUCCUGCCAGCGGGAUCGAGCCCCUCCUGGGAAGCCGAAACCCCAGAAGCCCCCCGCGCCGGCGUCCCAAACCGGCGGGACGGGCCUGUACCAGGACACACUGGACUACUACAGCGGGGACAGCAGCAGUCUCUCUCCCCUGCCUUCCCAGCAACAGGGCUUUGGCAUGGAGGUCUGCGAGUACUCUAGCCCCUACUCCGUGCACCCCUCCACCCCCUCCUCAGACGAGCGCUUCUCCCAAAUUUUCCCCAACGAGACCGCCUCCCUCUCCCCCAGCAUCUCCCUGCAGCCCGACGUCCUGAAGCCGUACCCCAAACCGGCCCACCCCCCGUCCUACUCAGCACCCCCCCGGACCUUCUCCCCGAGCUGCUCCCCCACGCCCCGGCUGCUGCCCUCCUGCAGUGCCGCCCACAGCCCCCACCGCGCCCCCAACAAGGACUUCCCGCAGUACGACUCCCCGAGUUACUGCGGAUCUCCCUGCUGGUACGGCCAGGGAGGCUCACUGGCCGGCAGUCCGCACAGCUACGAGGCGGAGCGUCCCGCCGUCAGCUCCCUGCCUCUCCACGCCCGGACUGAGAAAAGGGACCUGAACCAAGUAGGGGGGUCCAGCCUCCGAGCGGCACCUCCGGCCCCCUCCCCUUACCCCACCCCCCUCCAUCGAGGCUCCUCCUCUUCCUCUUCCUGUGCCACCGUGGGACUGGACUCCCCACUCCCGGAGGACAUGGGCUUCUCCCUGCACCCCGACAGCUACCCCCCCAUGCCCCAGCGCUACCCCCCACAGCCACCCCGCAGUGGCGUGCUUUGCCAGUUGCUGGACCAGCCCGCAGAGGACGGGUUCACCGUCACCAGCCUGUAGGGGGAGCCAUCAUGCUGAGCGGAGUGGGUCACAGGUGCAAUCAAUCAUGUUUUUUCAAAUUUUUAAACUUUUUUUAUGGAGAUUGAAAUCGUGGCGGAUUUAAAACAAGAAACAAUAAUCGUGAUGAAGACAUGGACACUUGAACAAAAUUUUCUUCUCAAUGGACACACCUAUAACGUGCCCCAGCAGUGACAAUCAAGAGCAAACAGAACACACGCAAUGCUCUACACACACAGCUCAACACACCUCACAGGAAUCUCAACUACACUUACAAACACACUACACACACUACACACACACACACACUCCAUCUACAACAGAGACAAUUUGCAGUACAUUAGUAAGCACAUACAGACUUAUGGCUACAGAUGCACUACAUGCGUUUACUCAUGCACAAUACAUAAACACAAACACACGCACACACAC
Megalops cyprinoides (Indo-Pacific tarpon) is the source of this 4492-nucleotide messenger RNA. RefSeq names its product AT hook, DNA binding motif, containing 1 (gene ahdc1). The record is from RefSeq and is a predicted model, not a curated record. NCBI's taxonomy places the organism in Eukaryota, Metazoa, Chordata, Actinopteri, Elopiformes, Megalopidae. The coding region runs from base 14 to 4066 and encodes 1350 amino acids. The transcript is spliced from 3 exons.